AUGGGUAAUCAUCAACUUUGUGGACCGCCACUUACAAUGAUCAGCUCACAAGAUGAAAAAUCCCACAACACAAAACCAAUCGGAGAUGAUGAUGAUGAUGAUGAUGAUGAUGAUACAUCUGCAGUGAAGUCAUGGUCCUAUAUGGCUUGGGAAUUGGAUUUGCGGUGGGGUUUUGGGGAGCUUUCGGACCUUGAUGUUCAUCCUUGGACCAGAUAUCUAAACCAAAGUUCUGUUUCCUCUGUUGGAUCUGAGCUUUGUGGUAAAGCUGUAUUGUGUCUUUACACUAGACUAUGA
Sphenostylis stenocarpa is the source of this 294-nucleotide messenger RNA. NCBI's taxonomy places the organism in Eukaryota, Viridiplantae, Streptophyta, Magnoliopsida, Fabales, Fabaceae. The record is from the annotation of a GenBank genome assembly.